AAGUGGUGGGUGCUGGCACAAGGGACACCCAGAUUUCACAUCCUUGCUCCUUUUCUUGCAGCCGUGUUACCUCCGAGACUGGGAGAUGCAGGUGCAUUUUAAAAUCCAUGGCCAAGGCAAGAAGAAUCUGAAUGGAGACGGCUUUGCCAUCUGGUACACCAAAGAUCGCAUGCAGCCAGGACCUGUCUUUGGAAGCAAGGAUAACUUCCUGGGCCUGGGAGUGUUCGUGGACACCUACCCAAACGAGGAGAAGCAGCAGGAGGCUCAGAAGAGGAGGUACAGCCCAGGAAAUCAGCGUGUCUUCCCCUACAUCUCGGCCAUGGUGAACAACGGCUCCCUCACCUACGACCACGACCGCGACGGGCGGCCAACGGAGCUGGGGGGCUGCACGGCCAUGGUGCGCAACCUCAACCACGACACCUUCCUGGUGAUCCGCUACGUGAAGAGGCGGCUGACGGUGCUGAUCGAUAUUGAUGGGAAACACGAGUGGAGAGACUGCAUCGACGUACCGGGCGUGCGCUUGCCCCGUGGCUACUACUUUGGGACUUCUUCUGUCACCGGAGACCUGUCAGACAACCACGACAUCAUUUCACUGAAGCUUUACCAGCUGACAGUGGAGCGGACGCCAGAGGAGGAGAAGCGGGACAGAGAGGUUUAUCUACCGGUCGUGGACAACCUGAAGCUGCCAGGAAUGGAGGCGCCGCUUGUCGCCCUCCUGCACCGUGCAGGCCCACCACCCCCUCGCCCGUCUCUGCCGGAAAAGGGAGAAGCAGGAGGGAACUCGCGUCCCCUGCCAGGGCCAGGGGCUUUGGGGGGGCCCCUGUGGCAUUGGGGUGCAGGCCUGGGGCUUCUGGGCCGGCUGUGGCAGCUUG
This is a messenger RNA of Athene cunicularia (burrowing owl), 872 nucleotides long. It is a transcript of the gene LMAN2L, whose product is annotated as lectin, mannose binding 2 like. The transcript is spliced from 8 exons. Gene Ontology annotation, biological process: endoplasmic reticulum to Golgi vesicle-mediated transport; Golgi organization; endoplasmic reticulum organization. Gene Ontology annotation, cellular component: COPII-coated ER to Golgi transport vesicle; endoplasmic reticulum membrane; Golgi membrane. The record is from RefSeq and is a predicted model, not a curated record. Gene Ontology annotation, molecular function: D-mannose binding. The annotation marks the transcript as partial. NCBI's taxonomy places the organism in Eukaryota, Metazoa, Chordata, Aves, Strigiformes, Strigidae.